GGAAGCGCUGUCCAAUCACCUCACAGCAGUUUCAUUCAUAUUACUGAGCGAUAUAAACUUGACGGGAGGAGAGAUAGAAUCAAUCUGACAGUGAGCCAUCAAUCAACAACCCAACAUCAUCACAGAGUGUAAGUGUUUGUGUUUUUGAUUUCGAUUGAACAGAAUGAAAGUCGAAUGGAGAUUUUGCCUGGCUUAGAAACUUCUAUUCCGUUUUAUACAGAGGCAGAGAAUAUGUCUUUAUACACUUGAACAACUUAUAUUUCCACCUUUAGGUAAAAGUGAACGAUCCAGCAAAGAAUUCCUUUACCAAGAUGUCAAACUCUGGAGGUCGCAGACUGAAACAGUGGCUGAUGGAGCAGAUCGACAGCGCGCAGUACUCCGGGCUGCAGUGGGAGGAUGAAAGCCGGACUCUGUUCCGAAUUCCAUGGAAACACGCCGGGAAACAGGAUUACAACCAGGAAAUAGAUGCAUCAAUUUUCAAGGUUUGACUGCGCUCUUGUGUUUCCCCAUGGAUAUGGAUAGAAUAGGAGCUUUGGCUGUGCGUAAAACCAAAAGAUCGUGAUUUAAAACUCGAUGGACAUGUUUAGUUCUUCUUCAUGUACGUUUCCUUUAAGACAUUCAAAGAGCAGUCUCUAUGUGUUACUAAAACAGUCCUUCCAUAAAGACUGAGUUGUUUAACACAGAAAUAAUAGCUUAAAUUUUUUCAAAAAAGAUGUUGACUAUAAUUUUAAUUUUGAUCAGACUUUCUUUCUUUAUUCACACCUCAUCUUUCAUGUGUCUUCCCCCUCUCACAGGCCUGGGCUGUGUUUAAAGGCAAGUUUAAAGAAGGGGACAAGGCUGAGCCUGCCACAUGGAAGACCCGGCUCCGCUGUGCUCUGAAUAAGAGCCCUGACUUUGAGGAGGUGACAGAGAGGUCACAGCUUGACAUCUCUGAGCCUUACAAAGUGUACCGCAUUGUACCUGAGGAAGAGCAGAAGCGUGAGUUUAUGUCACAGAUGCUUUGUUUUUAUUUCAGGAAAAAAAAAAUCUGCAUUGAUGACCUUUGACUGACAUUUUACCUGAUUUGAAAAACAGAGUUGGAAUUUCCAAUGUGUCAAAUGUUGCAGCUACAAAUCCUACAUCAUAUACAAUCAUUUUCAAUCAUAAAAACACAACAUUACUUUAUUUGUACCUUAAAUAAAUUUAUGUUUCCUUCUUAUGCUCUUAGUUGGAAAAAGCUCAAUAAUGGCUAUGGCCGCCUCCAGCUCUGGUGAAAUGACUGACAUGGACUGCAGCCCUGCAGCAAUCGAAGAGCUCAUAAAAGAGGUGAGACCCCAGCUCACAACAUGUCUUUCUUACUUUCUAAAUUACUCACCCUCUUCGUGUCUGUUCACUUCAUUGCCAUUCCACUUUUUUGUACAAUCUUUUUUGACACUUGCCAUACUGAGCAUGCACACACUGAACCCACUCAAUCCUGAGGUUCCCAAAGCUUCUCUGUUGAUAAACAGAGUUUAUGAUUGCUGUGUGUUUGCAGGAGGAUGGCUGCAGUAUUCCGCCCAGUCCAGAGUAUUGGCCCCAGGGCAGCUUCACUGGUAAGAUGAUCUUUUCUUAAGCUGUUUCGACACAAUAGCUGUUAUCUAACCCCUGGUCAUUGUGGUUAUCAGCUUGUAUCUCUGCCUCACAUAAUCAACAGAGGCUGUUCCGUCUUUGUGAGAUAUGAGCUUUAAUAAGUUUGAAAAAGUAACCACAGUGGAAAGCUCAAUGACAUGUUCCUGCUUUGGUGGGUGCUAUAUAGAGGUUACUGGCCUGUCUGUUGAAUUCUGCAAUGGAAGAAUUGACUAACAUCCUGUUGAACUUUGCUGACUAAGCUGAUUAUUUCUUUGUGUGAUCGUGCUGGAGAAAUGCCUUUUUUUUCUGACGAUGCAGCAGAUUAUUGACAUGACAUGGUCAUGUUAAAAAAAGGUUUUGUCUCUUCUUUUUCUGUGAUUUACAGCUUUUCCACAGCAUCAGGACCCUUUGCCCUCAGGCGCCGUCGGCUCAGGUAUUCAUCUCAUUGUUUUUCUUAAGUUCUACGCAAGUUUUAACAGCACUAGCUUUACUUGUGUCUUUGAGUUACAAAGCUCACCGAGUGUUUUCUUCUCUCCAGCUUUCUCCCAAAUGAUGAUCAGUUUCUACUAUGGAGGGAAGCUGAUGCACACACAAAUGGUUACACACCCAGAAGGCUGUAGGAUCUCCCCACAGCAGCACCUCGGUCGGGGCGGCCUUUACAGUUCAGACACCAUGCAGAGUGUUCACUUCCCCCCAGCUGAGUUCAUCGAGUACGACCGCCAGCGCCACGUCACACGCAAGCUCCUGGGCCACCUGGAGAGAGGCGUGCUGGUCCGGGCAAACCAAGAGGGCAUCUUCAUCAAGAGGUUGUGCCAGAGCAGAGUCUUCUGGAGCGGACUGGGAGAGGUGGGCUCACAAUACGGCCCCGUGCCCUGCAAACUGGAGAGGGAUGCUGUCGUCAAGAUUUUUGACACAGGAAGGUUUCUGCAAGGUGAGCAUUCCUGCUCAAUCAAAACUCAGAUUUGCAAGAGUCAGUGUAAAAGACAUUUGGGUUUAAAGGUUAACUCCAAACAUGAUCAUAAUGAAAGAUCUAUAAAUAAUACAAUAGUGUUGUCUGUUGUCAGGAUAUAGCGGCUCACAACUUUGUAUUUUACAGCUUUACAGCUCUACCAAGAGGGUCAGUUUCCUCCUCCAGACCCAACUGUGAUUCUGUGUUUUGGAGAGGAGCUCCAUGAUCUCAACAAUGCAAAGAGCAAACUCAUUAUUGUGCAGGUAGGAAACAUCAAGUCAAAGCAAGAUUCAUGUUGAAAAGGAUGAUGUAGAGGAAUACAGGCGAAAACUGUUGUAUUCGAGGUGUGAUGUACAGAACCUAAAGAUUGAGAAAACAAAAUAAAAUAAAGAAACAAAGGUAUUUCCCGAAAAGAGGUUAAAAGCCUGUGUGCUGAUGUUUUUUCAAGGUGAAAUGUUUAAACCUUGGAAGAAUCAUGUUGAAAAAUGACAUCCAGCAGAAAAGCAAUCCUCAUUAAUCAGGGUGUUAUUUUAGAGCCUUCAUUAGAAAAUGCUAAAUACUGACAUCUUUCUGUCUUCUCUCCGUUCAUUGCAGAUCACUGUAGUGCACUGCCAGCACCUGUUGGAUACAAUGAGGCGUCCUCAGCCUUUCUGCAGCAACUCAAACGUGGAAAUCCACGAUAGUGCAGCCACUGACCAGAUGGCCCGUAUCUACCAGGACUUGUGCAGCUACAGCAGCCCCCAGAGACAAACCUGCUACAGGGAGAACAUGCCCAUCACUGCCUGAACUGUGAGCUGAAACAGCCUGCCAUGAGUGCUUCAAACUGAAUGUACGACACAUUAGGGGCAUUUAUUUUAUUUUACAGUCAGACAAAUACGGUUAAUCACAGGGAAGAUAGAAAGUGCUUUAAGCUGCAUUUGAAUAGGUGAUUUUUUGACCUAAACAAAGAGAUAAGGAUGCUUAAAUUAAAUAAUAGACUUCGGGGGUGAUGUUGUAUUUACACAAAAGUUCUCCUGUCAGCUAUGCAGCAUAUAAUAGGUAAUAAGCAAUAGGGAAUAUAUACGAACAGAUCAACAAUCGACAUGACUAGUUCCUUUUCUUUACUGGGACUUGACUUUCACAGAGCUACGGAAACAUUUUGCUGCACUAUUUUUACGUUUUGUAAGUCUCCCUAUUUUUGCAGACCAGCUACUUUGUAUUUUGUACAUUUAUCUGUUUGUUUUCAUUUAUCAUCUAUCUGUGAGAGAUGAGUCUUAGUCACUGCCAGGUAUGAUUCUGAGGUACAAGCUGAAUCGAUCAAGAAAACUAUCUGCUGUAAUGUUAAAAAAAAAAACUGUAUUCAGAAAGUCUGAGGAGGAGUGAUACACAAAGUGCUGAUGUACUCAAUAACAGCACUAAUGGGACGCCUCUGGUCCACUCAGAUCACUCAGUAACUGUUGUAUUAUAGUGUUAAGAUGUCUACCAAAAGCUGAUAGAAACUCUUUUUUUAAAAGCAGUGAUGUAUUUGUUGAGUGUAUUUUUUUAUCCAGAAAAUGAUGCAAAGAGCAGAUUUGUUCAGAUUAUUUUCUCAAAAACUCUCUUGGGCGGUCUUCAAAGUCUUCGUUUUGAUUGUCACAUAUUUUUUCAGAAAAGAAACGUAGUUCUCAUUGUUGAAUUUUUAUUCUGACAUGAAUUAUUUUCUUGUUUUAGUGAACUUUUAGAAAAGCACACCAAAUUUUUGUUUCUGUAAAAAAUAUUUUUCUACUUUUCUUUUCUUUUCUUUCUUUUUUUUUUACAGAGAAAAAAAAUGAGCUGUUUAAAGUUGCAUGGAAUUCCAGAUGCAUUGUGGGUUAUAUAGAUAGGUUUUACUAUCAGGCUGUGUGUUUGACCUUUAUUUCAUUAUUUUCUGUAAACUACAUUUCUAGUAAAAUAUUUUUUUUCACUCAGCUUUGCUUGUUUUAUAUCAACAUCUUGUUUUCGCAUUUUGAUAUAGUUGUGCAAUUACUACAAAAGUGUCCAAAACAAAACUUUAAUGGCACUCGCUGAGUGAAGUUUGCUGGGCACAGAAUGAUGAUGUUAAAUCAUAGAUAAGGAUAAUAUGGAUCAUAACAUACAUUUUUAACUUGCAAGCCAGAAAUACUAUUUAUGAUGAACUACUUUUAACAAGUUUCCAAAAGCUUUUAGUACAUCUUUGUAUAUUUGACUGUCUAGGCAGCCGUUCAACCGUUCUAUCUGUGUUCAGUAUUUAAAUCAAUGUGCAGAUCUACAUGAGUGCAUGACUACACAAGGAGACUACACAGUAAAACUAAGACCGGCCUUUGUGGUGCAUCGCCCACCUGAUGUGAGUCUCUGAAAAGCACCAAAAAUGACACAAUUAUAGAUACAAAUCACUGCUGCAUGACCAAAUUUAUAAUAAAGUGAUCCUGCUCAGGCUAUACAAAACUG
Xyrichtys novacula (pearly razorfish) is the source of this 4960-nucleotide messenger RNA. Lineage: Eukaryota; Metazoa; Chordata; Actinopteri; Labriformes; Labridae. The record is from the annotation of a GenBank genome assembly.